This is a messenger RNA of Branchiostoma belcheri (Belcher's lancelet), 657 nucleotides long. RefSeq names its product fibrinogen-like protein 1. Bases 109 to 657 code for a protein of 182 amino acids. NCBI's taxonomy places the organism in Eukaryota, Metazoa, Chordata, Leptocardii, Amphioxiformes, Branchiostomatidae. The record is from RefSeq and is a predicted model, not a curated record. The transcript has 3 exons.
UACCGUUUCCCAGAGGCAGACUGUGCUGCAUUUAAAGCCGCCGGACACACGACCAGUGGAGUCUACACACUUGGCUCACCCCUGUCCGGUGUAACGGUCUACUGUGACAUGGAUACAGCAGGAGGCGGAUGGACCGUGAUCCAACGGCGACUGGACGGGUCAGUUCCCUUCAACAAGAACUGGGAGGAGUACAAGCAAGGGUUUGGGAACAAGAACGGGGAAUACUGGCUUGGGAACGAGAACAUCCACCGCCUGACUACUCAGAAGGGCUAUAGACUGCGUGUGGACGUGAUGGACUGGGGAAAAAAUACACGCUACGCGGAAUACGACACAUUUAGGGUGUCUGGUGAGUCGGACCAGUACCGGCUGAGCCUUUCCGGGUAUUCAGGCAACGCGGGAGACGACAUGACGGGCCUCAACGGGGAGAAGUUCUCCACUGUGGACAGGGACAACGAUUCCUGGAGCAGCGGCGACUGUUCUCAGCAGUACGGACAGGCCGGCUGGUGGUUUGAUGGCUGCAGCGCGUCCAACCUCAACGGCCGCUACCUGGGCAACUGUGGGAAAAACUGUCCACGCGCGCAAGGUGUGAUGUGGGUCAGCUGGAGAGGCUGGCGUUACUCCCUGAAGUCUGUGUCUAUGAAAAUCAGGCCAAAAUAA